ACGACGUGUCUCGCGGCCAAUGAAGUCACGUGGCUUGUCGGCAUCGUCAACGACAUCUCGCUCGUCUGGACCCAAGACCACACGAUCGCGUACGCCACCAUCAACAGUCUGCUCAUGUGGCUCAUCUCGGCACUGCUGGCGACACUGGCGCCGGUCCAGGCCACCAUCACAGUAUCUCCAACUUGUGAGAUUGCUACAUUGGACUACCAAGUGGUGUGUGUGGCAGGCAGUGUCGUGAUUGGGUCGUUGGAGCGACUACUGACGCUGGUGGGUCUGGUGAUUGUCUGCAACGGCGUCUGCUUUGGUCUGGUGCGUUGUCUCUGGAAACGGCCGCAUCCACAUGUGAGCUCGUCGAUGCUGCUCUGCGGCGGGGCCAAGUACCUCUUCAGUCACGACGGCUGGCUGGACGAGGAUGGAACGUACUUUUUGGACCGUGCGUCGGCGGUUCUGAAUGGACUAUUGAGCGUUCGGUAUCAAAAUCAGUGGGUCGUCUUUGACGUCAAGACGUGGUGCGUCCACAAGCUCGAGGUCGCGAGUCAUCGUCGGGCGCAGAUGUGCGACUCGAGACGAAGCAUAUCCAGUCGCUUUGCCAUGGCACUAGCACUUGAGGAUCGCUAGUGUAAAAGUGUUGCUAAGACCCUCUGUAAUAGUACAACUUGUACUCCAGUG
Messenger RNA from Saprolegnia diclina VS20, 669 nucleotides. RefSeq lists its product as hypothetical. The annotation marks the transcript as partial. NCBI's taxonomy places the organism in Eukaryota, Oomycota, Saprolegniomycetes, Saprolegniales, Saprolegniaceae. The record is from RefSeq and is a predicted model, not a curated record. The transcript has a single exon.